UUACCUCAGCUUCUUCUGGUGUAAGAUGUUCCUCCUCAGCAGACUCAUAGUGUUCCUCUUCAUCCCCCGAACACCCCAUCUCAUCUUCCUCCAACAAUGCCUCAUCUACUUUCCUUCCACUAGACCUUGCUAAUGGCGGGCUGUUUUUAUUCAAUUCAUCUAGUUUUUCACCUUCUACUGACCCAGUAACACUACAACCUUGUUUCUCAGUCUCUACAGACUCACUAACACUACUACUUAUGUCACAGUCUACGUUUUCUUUGGUAUUUAGACCACCAUUAUUGCUUUGGUCUAUAAAUUUUUGGUCGUCUUUUGCCAAACAACUUGCUUUAUUUCUAUCUAUAUUAUCAUCACUUGAGAAUGUUUUCGCGCCAUUUUCAUUCCCUGUAACAAUGUCUUUUUCCUCACAAGAAAUCGUUUCACUUUCCUUUUCUUUUGAUGGCAAUUCUUCUGACAGAUUCGUUUCGAAUUCUUUGUCAGAAGUCGCCAUAUUUUGAAAACGAGAACUGUAAUAUUUCAUGUUACACCAAGUAUUAAGAAAUUUUGUCCACUGAUCUUAGAAGGCAUCUGGAAUCUGGAUAGACAUCUAUUGUGAUGAUGUUUACAGUGUAGAGUCUCUUUCGUUUAUUCGUAAAAUUUGUGUUUUUUUCAUCGGUUUCUGGUUCAUUAUGGCACCUAAUAUUAGAAUAGAGGAUUUAUUUCAUCGUAGCAGGUAAUUUAAAAUUGUAUAUUUAAUAAUUUGCAAAGAAACGACGUGUUUAUUUUAAGGAGUACCGAGUACGUAUAUUUGACAUUCAGUCAUUGACAUAACAUCUAUAUAUUAAAUAAAUAUGUAAUUAUUAAAUUAUUAGCUUUGUUUACGUUUUCCUGAAAGGGAAAAGGUGUUUGUGAGCAUCUAGAAUGGUUUCUUUUAAUACUGUGCCAGCAAAAUAUAAACAAGUGAAGGGUCGUCUACAAGCAUGACACUAUGAGAACAAUAGCCAAUUACGUACUAGAGUCAGUAAUGUAACAGUAUUUUCAAUCAUGCAUUGUUAAAUUCUCAAAUUGCCCUGACAAGGAUAAUCUAUCAAGAUGCAUCAUUUGUCUGACAUCCACCUCAAUAUAAACACAAGAGUAGUGUAUAUUAAAAGCUUAGAUAGAAGAAUAGUGUUAGCUAACUAGAGAGUGUUAUCUAUAUUGGCUAGAGUACUGAAGGAAAUAUGAAUAUACUUAUGCAAUAUUGGUUUAUUGGUGAAAAUCUGUUAGUUCGCCUAAUACCAUUCUCCAAUCAGAGUUGACGUCAUCAAUUUUCCAGCUCACUAUCUACAGAUCUUUGCCAAAAGUGGACCCCAGAAUUGUAUUAGUUAUGGCUUUUGGAAUUUUUUCCCCUAUAUACUGGAAUUUCCACUGCAGUGAAAAUGUGGAAUGAAAAAUUGAUGACACAAACUUGAAUUGGGGUUAUAUAGAUCAUCCAUCAAUAGGAAUGCAAGUUUAUUUCUGUAGGUGAACCAUGCAGAUAUUUCAUAUCAACAAAUGAAUAUAACUAUUUGUCACAUUGAUAAUCGGACAGAUCCCAUCUGGCUAUGAAUCUCAUGUUUAUUUUUGUUUCAGGUUUCCAAAAGGUCUGGCAAUAAUUUUCUUACCAUUUUACAUUCCUCUUGGUUUUGUUGUCAUGGUGAUUCGCAUAUUCUUUGCAUUCCAAUUAUAUUUAGUAUUAUCUCUAGUGCCAAAAUCAUGGCUUAUCAGACGGUAUGUUCAACACAAAACCUUUUGAUAUCUUACCUUAAUGAGUGAUGCCAGUCUGGUCCAAACACUGCAGUUAUAGCUACUGCUGUACCACUUUCACCAGUGGUGCCAUCAACUGGUUAAAAUUGUCUGAUUUACUAUUUCCUACCAUCUGAAGCAUUUAUCAAUCUGUAGUUAACCAUUGGUUACCAUUAGUAACCAUCUAUUGCCAAUGGUUGCCAGUACCAUUAUUUAGAACUACUAACCAUCUGUGUCAAUUGUAUAUAUAUAUAAUUUAUAUACUAUAUAUAAUCUUUUUCAAGUGCAUAAAUUCAAAAAAAGUGUAAGCACUAUUUUAAGCACGUUUUUAUUAUUUUAGAUUAUCAGUUUUUAUCUGUUUUAUUUUUUAAAUUAUUUUAGGUUAUUGUUACGUAUCUCUGGUGCUCUAACAGGAUUGAUUGUAACUCAAGAAGGCCUGGAUAUUGUACAUAGAACAGAUUACAAAGUACAUAAUUAUAAUAAAAAUCCCAAGAAAUUGUUUCAUCCACGUUCACCUUUAGUACAAGCUGUAAUUCUAAUACAUUUUCAAUUAGUGUUGCAUUGAACUAUUAUAUGAUAGAACAGUCUGUUUUUUUGUUAUCUAGAUGAUAGUUUCAAAUCAUAUAAGUCAUAUAGACAGUGUUGCUUUUGAGUCUUUACUAUCCUGCUUUAUGGUGAGAUGUCAAUUAUGGGAAUGGCUAAUGAUUUCUUUAUUUUCAAUUUAUGCACCUAAUUAUAUAGUAUUAUAUCUUAGAUGAUGGUUAAAGUGUGAAAUAGAUUUUGCCCAACUUUUCAGAAUGCAAAUAAAAACCGAAUACCAACAUUCUUAAGAUGGAUUUUGAAAUAUGAUGAAGUAAAACCAGAUGAUGCUGUUCCUGCCUUGGUUUUUCCUGAAGGAGCUAGUACUAGUGGCACAAGUGGUCUUUUAAAGUUCAGGUGUGUUGUAAUCUAAUGUCAUUAAUUGAUAAAUAUAUAUAUUUUCACUGAAAUUAAAUUGCUUUUACUUUCUCAUUUCUUCCAGCUCAUGGCCAUUUGACACAAAGAAUGAACCGUUUGUCCUGGUACUUACACCUCUUAGUACUUAGACCACAUAGUUUUAUCAAUUAGAGAUGAACUGUUACAUUAAUCCUUACUUAUGCGCUCUAAUGUCUAAUUACUUUAUAUAGGCAUUAAUAACUGUAUCAAGACCGUAUUUUGUACAGAUUGCUCCAGUAAGUUGUUCUCACUUCACUUUACUUCAAGUAAAGUCAAUUUCUUAUGCGCUGAAGUCCAGCCAGAACUAAUUUAUUUUAUAAGACUAUUUUGGAAUUUUUUCAACAUUUAAUGAGUACAUAUUUGUGCUUUUAGUCAGUUCUUGGAGGAAAUUGGUGGAGCGACUUUCUAUGGCUUUUAUUUACUCCUUACAGUCAUUUUAAAAUCAGGUACACUAUUUCAAGAAAAGAGAAAUGAAAUUGAGUCUUAAUUCUUUGUUUGGUGUAGUCUUUCUUAGUAAUUCUCAUGUAAUUCAUCUAUUUUCCCUUGCACGCCCUAAUAAUGUUACGUUAGAUGCUAAAAUGACUAGAGAAAGCCACAAUAAACAGCCGCAGGUGUAUUUACCGGUGUCCACAAGCAAGCGGUGUGCAUUUCCUAUAUUGUCACCAGCCAUUCCCAAAUUGGAAUGUAUUUUCAUGACAUGACUUAAUUGGGAACACACAAUUUGGCUGUAGCUAACACCCCGAGUAAGCAUACAGACAACAACCAAACUUUCUUGAUUCGUGGAACUUGGCAGAAGGGCUACAAUACACAGGCUCCCUCCUUCAGUGCUAAACAUCUGAAAAAUCUAAAUCCCCUCUAGAAAUGAAUCCAGACAGGAUUUUCUACCGGUAUUCUAUAGGCCUAUUGCAAAAUUAACGAACCUGUAAAGAUCUGUGUGGAGUCAUGUAUUCUAAACCAUGUCUGGCUUUUGUAGGUUUGUUCAGCCUCCUAAGAGAGAAGAUGAAUUAACUAAUGAAGAAUACAGUAUUAUAGUUCAGAAUGUAUGUUGAAUAAAAAGCUUUUGGAUUAUAUAUCUAUUCUUUAAACUGUUAGUACAUAUAGAAUAUAUCUAAUUUGCAUGGCUACGAGUUAUAGGUUAUAAAAUAAUCUCAAACACGUCUCGUAGUAAUUGCAUUCAACGCGUCUUAGCCUUCCAGAUUAUAAUGGGUACCGUUAGUUGAUAUUACAAAAGACCAAUGGUUGUGCUAAAUUAUCAGAGAUACAGUUCAGACAGACGAUGAAUCUACAGUAUUCCACAGAAAAUAUAAUUAUUUAAUGGAUGUUCUGCUUUUUUGUAUUUUUCUAGUUCAUGGCUACCAAACUUGGGAUAAGUGCAACAAAAUUCGAUGCAAAAGAGAAAAUAGAAUACGCGAAGAGAUAUUUUUAUGAGCGAGGUACUUUCACUGUAGGGAAUAUCUUUUCAGAGAAAAAAACACAACACAACCAUUAAUACUAGUAUCAUUGGGAAAAGAAGUGACCCGUACCAAAACUAAGGAAGAAAAAGGUUUCAACAGCCGAGUUUUCACUACUCAGACUGAGUCUUUAAUUAUUAACCAUUUUCCAUUGACAUUAUUGCCUAUUGUGGGAAGAAAUCCACCCUUUCGAAAUGAGAGCAGAGAACUCCAGAAAUAACUAAUAUAACCCUGAUUUUAGAACAAACCUCUUGAUUUACUUGUCGCUUCAUUUUGUUGACUUGCAGCUCGUGAAAGAAGAGAACGAGCUGCAGGCAUGAGAAUUACUUCAAAUCAACCACAUACCACUGUCACACAAGCAAACUCAGCUCUAGACAGUAGACUGGAAUCCAUGGCAACGCAAGUCAAGGAUGUUUUACCACAAGUCCCAAUAACUGUAAUCAGAAAAAAUAUAAGUAUGUUAGUCAUUAUACAUUUAUACGCUUAAACAUACGAAUAAAAAUUCAAAUAAACAAGAUGUCAAGUUGUAUGUAUUUAUUGUUCCCUGUCAUUUAACUGCGUUAUAGAUUUGGAAUAAGUUAUACCUACGUCAACUCACAAUAUAAUAUACUGCACUGUAUGCUUGACGACUGGUUACAAGUUGUUACAGGAUUGUUGCAAGUUGUUACAGGAUUGUUACAAGUUGUUACAGGAUUGUUACAAGUUGUUACACAAGUCGAGGAUAGAUUGCGACACCUUUUUAUAUGAGUUUAUGUGUGGCUUUCAUUUCCUGUCAAACUUCCCAAGAAUUCCAAAGGGCCUUUGCUUCAUUAGACUUGUUGAUAUACUGUAGUCAUAUUCCUGUCUGUGCAAACACGAAACUUGUCAAAUUGUUAGUUAUUAAUUUUCUGUGCAUUUUUUUAUAGAAACGACGAAAUGUAUAGAUACAACGAUCAGUAAUAUCCUUGAAGGAAAAGUAUCUUACACUCCAGAACUACCUGGGCAAAAGACUCAAGAAAAACCAGAGCCUAAGGUCUGAAAAUGCUUCCUGCUUUUGGAGUGGAAUUUUUCAAACAAUUUUUGUACACCAAACACAACAAUUUUUAACACACACGUUUGUUUUAAAUAGAGUAAUCCAUCAACGAGCAAAGUUGCUGCAAAUACGUUUGGAAGGGACUCGACAGAAAGGCAUUUAUCUUUUCAAGAAAGAAAGAAAGCUUUCAUAGAAGCUGCCAGACAGUAAGUUUAACGAGUGCAUGUUACGACAUUGAAGCGUAUCUGAAAACAUUCAACCUUGCAUAGUUUACGGACAGAAGAAAUAAGUUUUAAUUUUUAACCAUUUAUUUUUCAGGAGGUAUAUUGCCAAGCACAAUCUCAAUGUUAUGUGAACAGCUACGGACAGUUGAAGUUGCUGGAAGUUCCUUCUUGUGUCAGAUCCUGAAAAUGAUGUUGUUGAUUUUCAAGAGCUUGCGUGCGUGGUGAAAUUUGAACUUUGCAGCAAAUAGUUGCAAGAAAAAUGAAAAUUAACAUUGACCAUUGUUGUAUUAGGUGGAAACUGACUAUUUAAACGAAACGCGCGCAGCACGAAACAGUAUUCACGAAACAACGCGCGCAGCACGAAACAAUAUUCAGAAUUGACGAGUAGGAUUACGGUCCAUUUGCGCGCGUCGCCAUCACUGGUACGACGCAGCUUGGCACGAGAAAGUGAAAUCAGAAGUCUUUAUACAAAACACGUGUUUUUCAGCGAAUGGACCCUAGAAGUACUUACCGGCUUACGUCACGUAAUUUUCGAACAAUUAAUUAUUGACCCAAAAAUAUCCCACAAUGCACUGUGCAUUCUAGAAAUUCUCCGUAUUCAAAAUUGCGUGACGUAAGCACUUUUCCCUUUGUCCACAUCGCUUUUGCUAACGUGAUAAGCUAUGUCGGCAAAGGAAAGUGACUUGGCGCGAACAAAUUCUCGCAACAUAGAUAUAUUUAUGUAAGAGGGUACUCCUUAUCUUCCCCAAAAUGAAAUAUCUAAACUGAUACCUGAAAUAUCUUGAAAACAAAGAACAUGAAAAUGUUGUACUAUGGAUAGAAUAACUUUUAUUAAACCUAAACGUUAUUGCCAAUGCUCCCAUAAGAUAUCUGAAGCAGCUGGUAGAGAACAAUAAGUAAUUGCAUUCUAGUUGUUGUGACUAUAUAUUAUUUGUCCAAAAUAAAAAUUAUUAUGUUUAAUUUCUUUAUACACUUUUCAUUCAUUUUGGGUUGGCACAAAGCUCUAGGAAGACGUUCUGUGAUUGGUUGAUCAUGACAAUGACAAAAGAAUAAGCUAUUGAAUGGAUUUUCUAAAGAACGAAGCAAGAACAACAUUCCUUUUGUUUAUGUAAACCAAUUAAGUCUUGUCAUUGUCAUAACCAACCAGUCACAGAACAUCUUCCUAGAGCUUCGUGUUUACUAUUUACUACCAACAAUGCCUUCAUCAUUGCAAAAUUGUUACAACUUUGUUACAAUGUUAUUAGGUUAGCCAGGUUAAUACAAUUCUAAGGCUUUCAGACACAUUGGAUGGGCAGUUGCCUCUUUGCCCCAGAGUGUCUGCCACUACCUGCAGGGUGCAAAUCUUAGAUCUAACUAUACACAUUAGAAUUUUCUUCUUUUAUUCAUUUUGGAUACUAGCAUUUCUCAACCUGGUAUCCAAACUGAUCCAGAAGUCUUUUAUAUUAUUUCAGUUUCAUAUACUACCAUAAUCUCAGACUAUUGACCCCCUCCCCAGACAGCUUCAAUUUUUCAGGAACUUUGAUAGCAGGGGGGAUUAUUAGAGAGGGAGGCUUAAAAUGGCACAAGCGAAUCAAAAGACAUGUGUUUUUACAGCAAGGGAGCUUCAUAGGAGAGGGCUUAAUGGAAACAGGGGCUUAAUUUCUUCAUUAAGAAAUAAUACAGAGAGGGGGCUUAAUAGAGAGAUUACGGUAUUUUGAUUAAUUAUAUAUUAUUUUUUAUAUUACAUUCUGUAUAGAAACAUCAUCAUGAAGAUGAACUACUCAAACUAUGUAAAUAGUUGGUACUAUGUAAAUAGUUGGUAUUGAUGAAUGAGCCAUCUGUCUGCAUGAAUUAUCAGACAGAAAUUUGUCAAGAUAGGUUCACAUUUAUCCAAUAGAGCUUUUUUGUGUCUUUUUCCUGUUCUCUAUAAACCAUUACCAAACAAUUUCCGAUCUGGCCACAGAGGUUUUUGGGGUAUCAGAGGCAUGUUUGCCUGAGUGCAGGCCAGUGAACUAUAUACAUAUAUAGUUACUAUAUGUUCAGUGGUGCAGCCUGCCUUGUAAUCCACCACCACUAUGACGUCAUUAAAACACCAUCCAAUUCAUAGACUUCAUAUAAAUCAUUGCUAAAAACUCAUAAUUUUCUUCAAUAUUUUAACAUAAAGUUCUCCUUAGAUUAGGCCAGCGUCUACAGCACUCCAGUAUAACAUAGAUCAAUAACACAGAGACUAUAAUAGCGACGGCCAACGCAAUCAACACUAUCCCCCAUACAGGCAGAAGGCAGGCAGAGUCUUUACAUUCGUAUGAACAACACCACAUACGACCAUCAUCACAUUCAAACGAAGACGAACAAGGUACACCAAUACACUCCGUGGUAGUUCUACAAUGACCAGAGCCUGCCUUACCACAACAUACUGGCUUAGGGUCUGAACAAUCAUCACUUGAACUACAUGUUUUGAGUGGUGUCGAUGUAGACCGAAGUGUAGACGUAGUGACUUGACACUCGAUCUGUCCACAAAUCCAGAGAAAAAUCAGUAAUAAAACGCGUUGUUUAACAGUGUUCAUCUUGAAGUUUCGAUAUGUGAGAACUGCCUCGAGAACUGCCACGUACUGAAUUCAACACUUCCUUGCUUUAAUAUGAUAUUUAAAACUUUAUUGACAAAAAAUCGACAUUUGACACUGUUGUUGUGCCAAUAUUUUCUGCAUUGUUUGCAAAAAUUCCUCAUAUAUUUCAACUGAUUUCGACCAAUAAUAUAAUGUAGAAUCGUAUCCUAUAUAAAGCAGUUUUUGCAGGUAGUUCAACC
Messenger RNA from Paramuricea clavata, 8187 nucleotides. NCBI's taxonomy places the organism in Eukaryota, Metazoa, Cnidaria, Anthozoa, Malacalcyonacea, Plexauridae. The record is from the annotation of a GenBank genome assembly.